CAACGAAAAACUGUUGCGUCUUGUUAUCAAAUCAGUCCCUAACCUAGCAUACUUACUAUCUACCAUGCAAAACAAAACAAGUAUUCUAUUGCGGAGCUUCCAGCAAUUCUUCGCCAUGCUUUCACCGAAAAUUCGAGCAUAAUUGAUCAGAGUGGGCUGCAACUAGGCUGUUCAAGAAAGGCAGAUGUGGAUGCAUUCCCGCUGCUCAGUGGAGUUUGAUCUACGACCCCCAGCUUAGAGAAAUCACGAAAAUGAGAGCCCUGCAAACUUGUAGGAGGGGUGUGGAUGAUGGCCAACCAGAACUCCUGCUUCCUUCGAAUAGAGGGGGCGUGACUUUGCCCCCAAGUUUUCCGCCCUCAACGCCACUGCGAAGCAUUUAUAUUCUUGUGCGGAAGAGACGACGCGACUGCAGCAUUCAAGCUCGGCACUUCACAGAGGAAGGACAUCCCACAACAAAACACGAAACACAAAAACGAGGAGCUUAUCCUUUUCACUUUGCAGUCUGAGCAGCCAUCCUCUGGAAUUCCGUUCUUUCCCGUUAGUCGGAGCUCCCAACAAACAGCAGUCGUGGCAAAUUCAUAGAAAAAGUUUGCCUCGUGUGCUGUGCGCUCAAGGAACCUGGUCGGUCCACCCAUGAAAGAUCAACUACGGCAGCAAAGUUCCGAAAAAGAGAUGUCUGCAACUAUCCUGUCCGCUUUCUACGACAUUGACAUGCUGUACAAGCAGGAGAAAAGUUUGAACAUGAACGCAAUGCACAUCAACAGUAUGUUGGACAAGAAAGCCGUGGGGGCUCCAGUUACAACUUCUAGUUCCAACAACUGCUCCUACACUCCGGGAUUUUUCCGCAGAAACUCGACCAGUAACAUGGAUUCAGUGACCAACAGCAACAAGUACCCAGCGGGCUCCUUUUGCAACUUGAAGGAGAGCUCGGUGAUGAAUGGCAGCUCGAACACCGCCAUCAUGAACAAGGAAAACAAGUUUCGUGACCGCGCAUACAGCGAGAACGGGGACCGGAGCCAACAGCUCCAGGUUCUGCAGCAGAAACCGGGCUCUCAGAUAAACUCCACCCGCUACAAGACAGAACUGUGCCGGCCAUUCGAGGAGAACGGAGCAUGCAAGUACGGGGAGAAGUGUCAGUUCGCGCACGGCUACCACGAGCUGAGGAGUUUGUCUCGCCACCCCAAGUACAAAACCGAGCCGUGCCGCACCUUCCACACUAUCGGUUUCUGCCCGUAUGGUCCCCGUUGCCACUUCAUCCAUAACGCCGAAGAGCGCAGGCAAGCCCCAGCCAACGCCAACUUGCAAGGAGAGGCGAAGUCCGCUCGGGAGCUGUGCGGCGGCUACGGCCAGAGGGAGUUGGGUCUACAGCCCAACGCCUUCAGGGAGAGACCAAAGCUCCACCACAGCCUUAGCUUCUCCGGCUUUGCCACCCAACACGGACUUGACUCACCGCUCAUCGAAAGCCCCACGUCCCGCACCCCACCACCCCUUUCCUCCAACAACUCUUGCCCCCAAAACUUUUAUGAGGAUGUGUCGCCCAACACUCUGGCUUGCGUCAACAGUGCCUUCUCCUUCCCCGGGCAAGAACUGAAAGCCUUACUUGCUCCACUGGCUGUGCAUGCUCAAAACAGCUACGCCAAUCACUCUAAUGGUGCUUACUUUGGGAACCUCUCGGCCGUGUGCCCCCCCUCUCCCCCUUACAACAUGAGCCACUUGCAGUCCACCCUGCAAUCCUCCCUGCAGCGCCUCUCUGAGUCGCCGGUGUUCGACUCACCCCCUAGCCCCCCUGACUCCAUCUCAGACCGGGAGAGCUAUGCAAGCGGGUCCCUAAGCUCUUCUGGAAGUCUGAGCGGCUCCGAAUCUCCCAGUUUGGAUGCCGGCAGACGUUUGCCAAUCUUCAGCAGGCUGUCGAUUUCAGAUGAUUAAGUUCGAUCACUUUUGCAUGUGGUGUGUUUGUUUUUUUAUACUUUGUUUAGUAUGAGGAGGACUUGAAAUUCCACCACUCACCGCUGUUUGUGGACGGUGACACCUCUGACAACGUGUAACGUUUGACAGAAAUACAUCUGCUUUAAACUUUAGAGACAGAUGACAUUGUCUAGUCUUUUUGAUAUGGCAUUAGUUCGUUUGUCUGUAUGUUUUUGAUAACUACAAGUAGCUAUCAAUAGAAGGCAUUCCACCGGUGACUUAUGUUUUGAGCUGCAGCAGAUUGCUGUCUUUAGUUUUUUUUUUUUUUCGGUCUUAUCAAGACCUGUUUCCGGAGAAAGUCGUAUACAAGACUUUUUUUUUUUCUUCUUUCUUUCUUUCUUUCUUUCUUUCUUUCUUUCUUUCUUUAUGAACGAAAAAGACCUAGCGGUUUUAGAUUUUCCUGCAUCUUACCAAGAAUAUGCCUUGACACAAGUGUAACAGCUUCACAGCUUCAAAAGUAUGUGUGGUUUUGUUUUUGUUUUUUGGUCUUUUUUUUUCUUUCUUGAAAGCUUAAAAACUUCCAUUCCAAAACUUUUACCUGGUUCACAGCGCCACGCAGUGGUUUGGUUGGGUAGUGUGUAGUUUGUUGCUUAGUUCAAGCAUUCUUGUGUUGAGGUUUGUGUGGGAGAUCACUGCUGUUGGUUGAGUAUAUAUUUUUUUAGAUGUUCUGAGUGAUUACAUAGCGGUGCAUAACUGGCUAUGAACUAUUUAACUUAUUUAUUAUCUUGUGAAAAGUAUAGGCUACAUUGGUAAUUGUCCAGACUGUAUUUAUCGAGUAUGAUGAAGCAAUAGAUAUAUUCUUUUAUGUUUAAAUUAUGAUCGCCAUUAUUAAUCUACAGUAAGUGGAGUGUAUGUUCUUCUCACAGUAAUAUAUAUUUUUUGUUGUUUGGUCUCUUUUGUAACUUCACUUCGUUAUUUUAUUGUAAAUGAGUCAAAAAAAAAUCUUAAUUUAAGAUAUUGUAUGUGAUAUUUAUUUCAUUAAUUUUUUUGUUUCCUUGUUUACGUUUAUUAAAAACACAACAAACAAAAGUUUGCGUGAUUUGCUGGAGGUUGCUUUUCUGUGCUAUGGAAGGCCUAUUUUCUGUCCUUUUGGCAAAUCCCUAGAUUUGUUUCUCUAGUGGAGUCAGUAGAAUGUACAAACAAUGUGGGUUUAUUCUUUCCUCCUGUCUUUUUUUUUUUUUUUUUUCCCCAAGACCGUCCAAACUAGCCUUAUUUUUUUAUAUAUAUGUGUGUGUGUAUGUAUGUAUAUAUAUAUAUAUAUAUAUCACAUCCGUAUCAGAUAUCACCAGUCAGAGAUCCAACAUUUGAAAAACAAAUUAACCAAAAAAGUAUUUUCUUUUCCCCCUCCUUCUCCUGUUAUCUAUUGCACGCGGUCACACUGUGAUUCCAGUUGCGUGCUAGAGAAUGUAGCAAGCCCAUGUUGCCCCAGUGUCACACAUCACUCUGCGGGAUCAGUCUUACAUGCCUUAAGAUUCACCAAAUAAAGUAUUUUUCCUUCAUGUAACUAUAUUUCUUUCCUAGCUCUUUUUUUUUACUCAAGUUGAAUGUAGUCUCAAUUUCUGAGUUUGUCCUUGGAAGGUUGUUACCACUUGUAUUUAAGAAAAGAAAAAAAAAAAACUCGCUAUAAACAUUUAAAAAAAGGAAAAACAUUACAACUUUAAAGCAAACAACUGAAGCCUUUUUUUAUAUUAUUAUGACUUAUAGCUCCCUUUCACUUGUUUUAUUUGUUCCUGAUUCUCUUUUGAUAUGGGAAUGGGCUGAUUUUUCCAAACUUGCUGGACGGGAUGGUAAUGUUGAACACAUUGUGUAUGUACAUAGUUAGGUACAGGGUGAUGCUCACUAUGUACUCUGUUUGACUACUUUAUCAGAAGGAAAGCUGUUUGAAUGUAUCUAAAAAGGCAACGGACAAAAAAGGCAACAUGAGUUGUGAUUUUAAUAAUUUUUUAGGGGGAGUCAGUUCACUACAAAUUAAGUGUGAGACUGUUGGCUUUGUACUGUACAUUUUUUUUUGUAGUUUCUCCCAAUAAAAUCAUUUUUGAAAAAAAAAAA
This is a messenger RNA of Clupea harengus (Atlantic herring), 4014 nucleotides long. It is a transcript of the gene zfp36l2, whose product is annotated as ZFP36 like 2 zinc finger CCCH-type. The record is from RefSeq and is a predicted model, not a curated record. Gene Ontology annotation, molecular function: metal ion binding; mRNA binding. NCBI's taxonomy places the organism in Eukaryota, Metazoa, Chordata, Actinopteri, Clupeiformes, Clupeidae.